Protopterus annectens (West African lungfish) is the source of this 938-nucleotide messenger RNA. RefSeq names its product ependymin-like. Gene Ontology annotation, molecular function: calcium ion binding. Bases 89 to 679 code for a protein of 196 amino acids. The record is from RefSeq and is a predicted model, not a curated record. Gene Ontology annotation, biological process: cell-matrix adhesion. NCBI's taxonomy places the organism in Eukaryota, Metazoa, Chordata, Ceratodontiformes, Protopteridae. The transcript is spliced from 6 exons. Gene Ontology annotation, cellular component: extracellular region; lysosome.
ACUAGGCGGUGUAUAAAGAGAGAGACGCUGAAAUUCCCCACUGGUUUGAGCUUGCAGCUUGUUAGUCAGCAGAAGAAACUGAAACAACAUGCAAAAGCUCACUGUUCUUGCCGUUUGCUGUUCCUUGCUCUUUGUGAUUCAUGGGCAAAAACCCAGACCAUGUGUUGCACCACCCCUUUUCGAAGGCAGACUUAUAACAAUGGAUCCAAGCAAACAUUUUGAGUUUGUUGCAAGGUUCUCUUAUGAUGCUUUUUUGAAGAGAGAAAGAAUUAUAGGUAAAGUUUUUACUGCUGAAAAUAAGACGGAAAUACUGGACACAAUUCUUCUCUAUAGAAAGAGAUCAAUGUACAGCAUAUUCUAUCACAACAAAACAUGCAUCAAAAGUCCCUUGACCAUACCAUUCAGGAGGGCAGAAAUUCCCCAUGAUGCCACCUUUAUCGCACAGUUUGUUAUUGGAAGUUCUUCAUUGCCAGGGGAGGGACUGCUGGCUAAUUCCUGGACUGGUGAGGAUAAAACUCAGGGAGGCCGUUAUAUCAUGACAGCCACAGAGUUUGGAUGCAUACCAGUCAGUCUUCUUUAUAACAGCAAUGCAACUGGUUGGAGUGUCACUUCGUACUUUGACAUAAUUAACGGCAUAAAGGACCCUGAGGUGUUUAUUCCUCCAGAAUUUUGCAAUUAAUCAAGGUUAAAGAGUUAAGAAAAGAAAAUAUAACAGUGACCUUGGCAUUAAACACAAACUAUGAAUGUGAAAUGUGCUUAUAUCUAUACUUUCAAUAAAAGUUUUGUUAGUCUUUGAUAUCAUAUUUUAUGUAAGUCAAGUGUGAUUAACUCCUAUAUAGCAUGUCAAAGCAUCUGUAAUGUUCCCUUUUGUGUGUUUUUCUCUUUUUUUUACAAAAAUGAUUCUGUAUUGAUUUUUAAUAAAAUCCGAUUUAAAGUUA